GUUCCUCCAGCCCGAGGGACCGCUCUGGUUCCCCCCCACACACCCCAUUUCUUGCUAGGUUCCGCUGGUCCUGGUGGACACGCGCCGAGGGAGUGCCGCUCGUGUCUUUCUUCCUCGCCGACCGCCCUUCAGAGCCGCCAUGACGCUGCUGGCCUCCGAGAGGUCACUCCUCAUCCGGAACAAGUUUCGCUCAGUGCUGCAGUUGAGGAUUCAGAACCGAAGGCAGAGUGAGAUCAAUGCAGACUCGGGCUUGAAAUCAGCGAGCUCCCCUAAAAAAGAACAAAAAGACAAGAGUGAAGCUCAGCGUCUAAGUGUCAAUGUUGGCGGAAGACAUGAGAAGACGCACCCUAGUGGAGUCCCAGCUGUAACUGUGCAAGGGAAGAGCGAGUGCGGGUCCGCGAGGCAAAAGAAGGCCCGUCGAGACCUCAGAGGUGGGAUCCAAGACCCGCCCACGCCCGCGGAUCCCAGAGACAAACCGCACCCUGACAAGCGCGCCGUCGCUUUCCCGCUGCCUGCAGAUGUUUUCGAAGACGACAUCUCCUCUUGCUCCUCGUCUUCUUCGGUGAGCGAGCCGCACGUUUUCCCCCAACGGGGGGCCUCGGCCUUCGCUUCACCGUCGAGCCUCUCGGAUGAGAGUUCGUCAUCUGUGGGCCCGCCCCGCAACCACAGUCCACUUCGCGCUCAGGCCGGUCUGGCACAGCUCCCGGCAACCGAGGGCCUCCGACCCCCCACGGGCGUCAUGCUGAGUGAAAGCAACUCCAUGGGAACCAUGAGUCGACCAAACGGGAUCUUUCUCAUCUCCCAGACCGCGUCCCUGCUGCCAAAGACAGCUCGGCCGCCCAGUCCUGCCUGUUCCUCUUCCCUGACGCCCGCCUUCAACCUCAGCCAUCUUGCUCGCUCACGGAAACCGCGGGAAAACAAGCCCAAGAUGAAGAAACUCAAGUAUCACCAGUACAUUCCUCCUGACCAGAGAGGGGCUUCUGGGCCUGGAGGGGGAGGAGCCAAACAGAAGAGCCCUCCUACCCAGCCAUUAGACCCGGCAGAAUCUCAGCUCCUCAAGCAGCAGCAGGUCUGUCUGCAGCUGCAAAUCCUUCAGCACCAAGAGCAGCAGCAACUCAACGUCGUGCCCAGGUAUCCACUUAUGUCUGCCACCACCAACCACACGCCAAAGGACACAAACAAUCCGUCGAAACUUGAGCUCCUCCCUGCAAAUCUGGUUGAUCUUAAAGUGUCAGAGUUGAGGCAGCAGCUGCGUAAGCGAGGCCUUCCUGUCUCCGGGACGAAGCCUGCCCUGUUGCAGCGCCUUCGUCCCUUCCAGCUUCCCACUUCAUGUGCUACGCCGGUUCCUCUCUGCCAGUUGGGGGACAGCAUGGAGCAACGGAAGCCCUCUCAUCCGCUUCUGGCCCAUCACAGCCCUGGCUCAAGUUGCAGUUCUGGAGACUCACCUGGGAGCAGUCCGAACCAACAGAUGUACAUCCUUGAUCCAGUCCCGAAAGGCAUUGAAAAUGUUGCCCUGAAUAUUUUCUCCUCUGUUCUUUCCGUUAGUCUGUCCAGUGAACAGUGUGGUCCCAUCAACCCUGUGUUCGUGGCUCCUGCCUGUACCGCCUCUGAAACUCCAAGUCCCAGUUUACCCAUGUCAUCCGCCUCACCCCUGCAGUGCGGUACCACCUGGAGAACUGAGCUCGGUCUGGAGUUUAACAUGAAAGAGAGGAUGAAGUGCAGGGCAAGAGAUGCCGCUGCAAAUACUGUCAAUGAAUCGUGUGCCAGAUCCCUUCAUCCGUUCCUGCAACAGGAACCAGCAUACAUGAGGGGAAACCGGGAAACAGAUGUAGACACGGAGGUGUUGUUUACACAGGUGUUCUGCUCCCAACCGUGCCCCAGCGAUAUGAUUGACCGGGACUUUGAGUUGCCAGUGGAGAUCACUGCAAGUCCUAUCCAAAACUCGCCUGGCAUUCGUAGCUUAGAGGAAGAACUGCAGGAGGCCAUCCAGAAAGUACAGCGGUACCCUCGACAGUCGAUAGAUGACAUUCUGGAUGAGCCCAUUGCUUCUGUUGGCUCUCUCAACGGCCCUAUUGACAAUUCACCUAUCCCGUUAACUCCUCCUCCUCCUCCUCCUCCUCCUCCUCAAGUCGAUCAGUCCCAGAAAUCCCAGCAGCACUCCAAGGAUAGCAACUUCCUGCCUCUUUGCUCCUCGCUCCUCCUGGAGCUCCCCCCGUCUCCCGCCGUGAUCCCACCGAGUCACAUCACCUCGGCGCCGGCGCCUCCCUCCAUUUGCGGCUCACCUCCGCCGCAGUCCGCCGGAAAGUCGCGGAAGCGGCGAGCCCAGGCCAUGUUCGACGCCGCCGAAAUCCUGGAGACUCUGACGUCCGGUUUGCGACCGAUCACUCCGCCGGCGCCUCCCUUUGCUGAGACCGACUUUGGUCUGGAUUCGGAUCUCAACAUCAAUCGGGUGUUGGAUCUGAUGAUAGAGCAGUGGUGA
Messenger RNA from Syngnathoides biaculeatus (alligator pipefish), 2479 nucleotides. Its product is annotated as myocardin. The record is from RefSeq and is a predicted model, not a curated record. Gene Ontology annotation, biological process: smooth muscle cell differentiation. NCBI's taxonomy places the organism in Eukaryota, Metazoa, Chordata, Actinopteri, Syngnathiformes, Syngnathidae.